Molecule: messenger RNA, 977 nt
Organism: Larimichthys crocea (large yellow croaker)
Lineage: Eukaryota; Metazoa; Chordata; Actinopteri; Sciaenidae
Product: complement C1q-like protein 2
Exons: 4
Coding region: 69-740 (223 amino acids)
Biological process (GO): maintenance of synapse structure
Cellular component (GO): synapse
Molecular function (GO): protein binding
Source: RefSeq, a predicted model, not a curated record
CUUCCUCUACUUUAUCAGUGCAUUACACUUUCCACAUCCUUCUGAAGCUAUCAUCAUCGAACGUUAACAUGAGAGCUCUUGUAUUGCUGUGUGUUGUGCAUGGAAUUUUUGGAGCUGCUGGCGCCUAUUCCUGGGAUGGACCAGGUACCACAGGGGCAUCCGACCAUGAUUGGUGUGCAAAUGAUGUUGGCUCUUGUGGCUGCUGUACGAUGGUGAAAGAACUUAACGUACUGGAGAAUCACUUUAACGGGAAGUUGGAGGCGCUGGACAGGGAAUACCAACGAACAAAGCAAAGUGUCAUGGCAAUCGAAGCCAGCCGCACCGCCUUCUCUGUGUCUCUGUUCAAUCAACAAAAGUGUUUUGGCCCCUUCAGAUCAAACACAAAUGUCAUCUACGAACAUGUCUUCAUCAACCUGGGUAAUGCCUAUAGCACAACGACCGGUAUCUUCACUGUUAUGUAUGCUGGUGUCUACAGCAUUGCCCUCACCGUCUACAGUGAUGCUGGUGCUACCGGUAUCCCCUUGAUUGCCUGUGCCACACUGCAAGUUAACGGUGCGGCAGUGGCAAGUAUCACAGACGUAAAUACAAAUGACCAAGAGGACAGCGGCACUACUGUUCUUGCCCUCCAACUGAAUUUCGGAGAUCAGGUGUCUGUCAACCUGCCACCUAAUUGUUACCUCUGUGAUGACCAGGACCACUAUAACACUUUCAGUGCCUUCCUGCUGUAUCCUACUGCAUAAUUAAAGAGGUGUAGUGUGCUAGGUUUUGUACCAACUCUUUCCUUACUAACAAGGUUGGAGUCUGCUAGAUAAAAUUUUCCUGCGGUGACUCAUCUCAGUCUGCUCACUCUGAGGCAAACCAGGUUUGAAAUCAAUCACGCCUGACGUGUAACCCAUGACAAACCUCAAAGCAUGAGAAUCAUUGUUUUGUAAAAGCUCCUCUUUUUUCUUUCUGAAAUGAUUGUAAUGUUUGAGAGA